AUGAUCAACUCCGGCUCACAGUAUUCUAAAGUCGUCUUCGAUGCAAUCAAUAGUGGUCAACAAGAAUCUAAUACACACAUUGUAAAUGAAUUCGACAAACACAAUCACACUUUUAUUAUAACAGAGACUCAAUCCCCACUUGAAACACCCAGACCACCUGGAAGGUUUAGAGUAAUGUUACAAUCCCAAAAGUGUGAUUGUGGUGAAUUUCAGGCUAAACAUUUACCGUGUUCUCACGUCAUGGCUGCCUGUAAAUCUGUCAAUGUUGAUCCCAUGACCUAUGUGUCGAUGAUAUUCACUUUACAACAUAUUUUGUACAUCUACGACAACUCCUUUGGUUUAUUGCCACACAAAUCAAUGUGGCAAGAAUAUGAAGGAGAUCAGUGGGGUCCUGAUCCAAGGAGAAAGAGGACUGCAAAGGGUUGUCCCGUUUCAACUUGUAUUCCUACUGAGAUGGACGAAGACGAAAAUGAACGAGCAAGUAGAAAAAAAUAUGAACUUUGCCGGCAACAUGGUCAUAGCAGAAAUAAUUGUCCUAAUGUAUCCUCAUCUUAG
Messenger RNA from Glycine soja, 555 nucleotides. RefSeq lists its product as uncharacterized. Lineage: Eukaryota; Viridiplantae; Streptophyta; Magnoliopsida; Fabales; Fabaceae. The record is from RefSeq and is a predicted model, not a curated record. The transcript has a single exon. Gene Ontology annotation, molecular function: zinc ion binding. The coding region runs from base 1 to 555 and encodes 184 amino acids.